AUGCUAAUGAGAGAUGCCCCAUCGGUGAUCGCUGCAGGACGUACUUGUGCCGUCCAAACGCAAACAGUGGCCGAUUGUGUUCAGCGCGUUCCGGAAUCGGCGCGAGCGACAGUUUGUGACAUUCGUCAGUAUCGUUCGACGCAGGGCCCGGAUGCGGAGAGCUUCCUAAAGUGUGCCCUGGCAGCGGUUGGAUUUGUGGCACAAGAUGGCUCGGUAAAGCGAAACGUUGUCCUAAAGGCGCUAGACGCGGUAGAGACUCACGACGGAGUCUACACGGACAGUGUGGACGUAUGCUUGUCGAGAACGAGAAAGUUGUCGGGCGACAAACGACCGGGUGCGUUCUUCUUCUGCAUGCUCGCCACGGAAUCGGCUCAAAACUUUAAAGAUGCACUCGAGCUGCGCGAGCUAAAAACGAACUCGGAGUGGCCGGAAAGCGGUGCAUUCGAGAAAGCUAAAGUGCUGCAGCUGACGCGGGAAGUGAAUCGAAAAUUGCAGUGCUAAUAAAACGGUGUUGAAAGAUGAACUGGCUCCAAGGCCACUAAAAGGCUAGGUGGUACACAAAAAAAAUAUAA
Anopheles cruzii is the source of this 572-nucleotide messenger RNA. RefSeq lists its product as uncharacterized. NCBI's taxonomy places the organism in Eukaryota, Metazoa, Arthropoda, Insecta, Diptera, Culicidae. Gene Ontology annotation, molecular function: odorant binding. The transcript is spliced from 4 exons. The record is from RefSeq and is a predicted model, not a curated record. The coding region runs from base 1 to 501 and encodes 166 amino acids.